Hippoglossus stenolepis (Pacific halibut) is the source of this 10168-nucleotide messenger RNA. It is a transcript of the gene grin2ba, whose product is annotated as glutamate receptor ionotropic, NMDA 2B. Gene Ontology annotation, biological process: long-term synaptic potentiation; excitatory postsynaptic potential; monoatomic ion transport. Gene Ontology annotation, cellular component: NMDA selective glutamate receptor complex; plasma membrane; postsynaptic membrane. The transcript is spliced from 16 exons. Gene Ontology annotation, molecular function: transmitter-gated monoatomic ion channel activity involved in regulation of postsynaptic membrane potential; NMDA glutamate receptor activity. The record is from RefSeq and is a predicted model, not a curated record. Bases 212 to 5371 code for a protein of 1719 amino acids. Lineage: Eukaryota; Metazoa; Chordata; Actinopteri; Pleuronectiformes; Pleuronectidae.
CGUCAGAAAAACAAGAAGCGCCAAACAUCUCUUCGGAGGAACAGAAGUGAAGCUGCUCCCGUGGAGCACAAUUACCUCCAAACUGCUGCGUUACCCUCCUGACCUGUCGAGGAUUUUACCUAAAACUGCUUUCAGCCUCCCUCAGUCUGAGGCUAUGAGAGGGAGAGAGGAGUCCCAGGCCGCACCAUCAUGCUACUUCUGAGAAGCUGGGAUGAGUCUUUGGCUGCCGAAACACAAGGUAUUACUCUCCCACUCCUCCACCAUGCCCGUCUGCGGCUGCCGCAGCCCCUCCCCGCCUCACGGCCACGCCGGGGCCUCCACCUCCAUCCCCUCGGCCGCCCAGGAGCAAGAGAGGCCGGUCCGACCCCUGCACCCUCCUCCGCCUCCUUCGCUUCACCGCCGCUCCAGCGCCUCUCUCUGCCUCUCCCUCCUUCUCCUGCUGCUCUGCCUUCUCCACCUGCCCCCGGCCUGCCACUCGCGGCGAGAGAAGGGCGGUGGAGGUGGUGGUGGAGGCGGCGGCCACUACGUACCCAUCCCCCAGCCCCCUCCGCACCACAUGGCCCUGCCCAACAUCCUCCGAGGCCUCAGCAUCGCCGUGGUCCUGGUGGGCAACUCCAGCGAGGUGGCGCUGGCCGGGGCCCGGGAGAAGGAUGACUUUCUCCACAUGGCGCCCAAUGUGGAGGUGCUGACCAUGAAUGAGACGGACCCUAAAAGCAUCAUCAAGAGCAUCUGUGACCUAAUGACCGAGCACUGGCUGCAGGGCGUGGUGUUCGGGGACGACACCGACCAGGAGGCCAUCGCCCAGAUCCUGGACUUCAUCUCGGCCCAGACCCACAUCCCCAUCCUCGGAGUCCGCGGGGGCUCAUCCAUGAUCAUGGCUGCCAAGGACGACAACUCCAUGUUCUUUCAGUUCGGCCCCUCCAUCGAGCAGCAGGCUUCGGUCAUACUCAACAUCAUGGAGGAAUACGACUGGUACAUCUUCUCCAUCGUCACCACCUACUACCCGGGUUACCAGGACUUUGUCACCAAGAUCCGUAGCACCAUCGAGAACAGCUUCGUGGGCUGGGAACUGGAGGAAGUGAUAUUACUCGACAUGUCCGUGGACGACGGAGAUUCAAAGAUCCAGAACCAGCUGAAGAAGCUGCAGAGCCCGGUCAUCCUUCUCUACUGCACAAAGGAAGAGGCCAACACCAUCUUCGAGGUGGCCCACUCGGUCGGGAUCACGGGCUACGGCUACACGUGGAUCGUGCCCUCUCUGGUAGCUGGGGACACUAUCGUCGUGCCUGCGGAGUUCCCCACAGGUCUGCUCUCCGUGUCCUACGACGAGUGGGACUACGGCCUCGAGGCCCGUGUCCGCGACGGCGUGGCGAUAAUCACCAUGGCGACCUCCACCAUGAUGAUGGACCGCGGACCUCACACCCUGCUGAAGUCCGAGUGCCACGGAGCCCCUGAAAAGAAGACCCCCAUCUCAGGCAACCCCAACGAAGUGCUCAGGUACCUGAUGAAUGUGACGUUCGAGGGACGUAAUCUGUCGUUCAGCGAGGACGGAUACCAGAUGCACCCCAAGCUGGUCAUCAUUCUGCUCAACAAGGACAGACAGUGGGACCGGGUGGGUAAAUGGGAGAACGGCUCCCUGUCCAUGAAGUACCACGUGUGGCCUCGCUAUGAACUGUAUGGGGGGGCAGCGAACAGGGAGGAUGACCACCUGUCCAUCGUGACAUUGGAGGAGGCUCCGUUCGUCAUUGUGGAAGACGUGGAUCCGCUUAGCGGGACCUGCAUGAGGAACACUGUGCCCUGCCGGAAACAGAUCAAGACACUUAAUCAGACGAAGGACUCGGGGAUCUACAUCAAGCGCUGCUGUAAAGGUUUCUGCAUCGACAUCUUGAAGAAGAUCGCCAAGGCGGUCAAGUUCACCUACGACCUCUACCUGGUCACCAACGGCAAACAUGGCAAGAAGAUCAAUGGGACGUGGAACGGCAUGGUGGGGGAGGUGGUGCUAAAAAACGCGCACAUGGCCGUGGGCUCUUUGACCAUCAACGAGGAGAGGUCAGAGGUCAUCGACUUCUCCGUCCCCUUCAUCGAGACGGGCAUCAGCGUGAUGGUCUCCCGUAGCAACGGCACUGUGUCGCCCUCGGCCUUCUUAGAGCCCUUCAGUGCGGAUGUGUGGGUGAUGAUGUUUGUGAUGCUGUUGCUGGUGUCAGCAAUGGCUGUGUUUAUAUUCGAGUACUUCAGCCCUGUGGGCUACAACCGCUGUCUGGCUGACGGCAGAGAGCCUCACGGUCCAUCCUUCACCAUCGGUAAGGCCAUCUGGCUGCUGUGGGGUCUGGUCUUCAACAACUCUGUGCCCGUGCAGAACCCCAAAGGGACCACCAGUAAGAUCAUGGUGUCGGUGUGGGCCUUCUUCGCUGUCAUCUUCCUGGCCUCCUACACUGCCAACCUGGCCGCCUUCAUGAUCCAGGAGGAGUACGUGGACCAGGUGACUGGUCUCUCGGACAAAAAGUUCCAGAGCCCCAACGACUUCUCGCCCCCGUUUCGGUUCGGCACCGUCCCGAACGGGAGCACAGAGAGGAACAUCAGGAACAACUAUCCAGAGAUGCACGGCUACAUGACCAAGUUCCACCAGAAAAACGUGAACGAGGCUCUGGGCAGUCUCAAGGCUGGCAAACUAGACGCUUUCAUUUAUGACGCGGCCGUGCUCAACUACAUGGCCGGCAGGGACGAGGGCUGCAAGCUGGUGACCAUUGGCAGCGGCUACAUCUUCGCCACCACCGGGUACGGCAUCGCCAUCCAGAAGGAGUCGCUGUGGAAGAGACACGUGGACCUGGCCAUCCUGAUGCUUUUUGGAGACGGUGAGAUGGAGGAGCUGGAGUCCCUUUGGCUGACGGGGAUCUGCCACCACGAGAAGAACGAGGUGAUGUCCAGCCAGCUGGACGUGGACAACAUGGCCGGCGUCUUCUACAUGCUCGGUGCCGCCAUGGCUCUGUCGCUCAUCACCUUUAUCUGCGAGCACUGGUUCUACUGGCAGCUUCGCUUCUGCUUCAUGGGCGUCUGCUCCGGCCAGCCCGGCUUCGUCUUCAGCAUUAGCAGGGGCAUCUACAGCUGCAUCCACGGCGUGCAGAUCGAGGAGAAGAGCAGCUCGGCCCUGAACUCCCCAUCAGCCACCAUGAACAACACCCAUUCCAACAUUAUGCGCCUCUUACGCACCGCCAAGAACAUGGCCUCCCUGUCAGGGGUGAACGGCUCACCACACAGUGCCCUGGACUUCAUCCGUCGAGAAUCUUCUGUCUAUGACAUCUCUGAGCACCGGCGCAGCUUGGCAGGCCACUCGGACUGCAAGCCUCCUUACCUGCCGGAAGACAACAUGUUCAGUGACUACAUCAGUGAGGUGGAGAGGACGUUUGGCAACCUCCACCUGAAGGACAGCAACCUGUACCAGGAUCACUACCUGCACCAUCAUGGCUCAACGCUGGGGCUCAGCGGACCUCCUCCCAACAGGCCCCAGAGUUUGGGCAGUGCGAGUUCACUGGAGGGCGGCAUGUUCGACUGUGACAGCCUGGGUGGUGGGGUGGCUCCUAUUUUCACCACCCAGCCCUGUUCUGCACUGACUCACAGGAACAUGAGCAAGUUUGACCUCCUGUCUGGACAGACUCCCCCCUCAGGCCAGAGCUUCAAGGGAGGCCUGCCAGACGUGUAUGGUAAGUUCUCUUUUAAAGGAGGUGCCUCAAGUUCCACCUUCAUCCCUGGGCACAGCUAUUGUCCCGGGAGAGGAGAGGAAGAUGGGAAUAUACGCUCGGAUGUCUCAGACAUUUCCACGCACACCGUAACGUACGGGAACCUGGAGGGCAACGCCAAGAAGCGCAAAAAGUAUCGCGAUAGCCUGAAAAAGAGGCCGGCCUCUGCUAAGUCCAGACGGGAGCUGGACGAGAUCGAGCUGGGCUACAGGAGGAAACCCUACCACAUCAGCCACCACCACUACCACGGCCACCGCUCAGCCUCCCCACCUCUUUUGCCCCCUGAACGCAAAAGAGGAGGUGGUGGAAACAAUGAUGGGAACUCCUAUGUCUUCAGAGAGAAGGAGAGUGUGAGGGAUUUCUAUUUGGACCAGUUUCGGCCAAAAGAAGGCGUCCCUCAGUGGGAGCAUGUGGACCUGACAGAGGGCCCUGGGAAUAGAGAUGGGGUUGGGGGGCCCUGCACCUCGCUGGUCCCGGUGGAUGACUUCCUUAAGAGCAAACCCAAAAAGGUUGAUUCUAAGAGUGGGGGAGGAUCUGGAUUGGCAGGGGGAGAGUGGGAGUGCAGGAACUGUCGGGCCAGCGGGGGAGGAGGGGGCAAGCAGAUGUCCAUGCACGGAGGAGGGGGCGGUGGCGGGUACGGUGGUGGCAUAAGCUGCGGGACCUCGGGAGGCGGCGGAAACAGCCGCCCCAGUUCGGCGACCUGCAUGCGCUGCGAGGGCUGUAAAAAGACAGGAAACCUCUAUGAUAUCAGCGAGGACAACAACCACCUCUUGGAACAGAUGGGGGGAGGUGGGGGAGGAGGUAUGGUUGCAGGCCCUCAGUCUCAAUCUCAGGCCCAGCAGAGGAGGAAGAGCGGAGGAUUCGGCAAGCCGCUCCGGCGGCAGCACUCGUACGAUGCGUUUGUCGACCUUCAGAAAGAGGAGUCGGGUGGGAUGGGAAGUUUGAUGGGUCUAGGAGGAGGUGGAGGGAUGGGUGGGGCAGGCAUGGGAGGGAUGCUGCCUCCACCCAGGAGUGUCAGCUUGAAGGAGAAAGAACGCUACAUGGAGGGCACCAGCCCCUUCGCACACAUAUUUGAGCGUCACGGGGGCUCGGAGAGAGAAAGGGAAAGAGACAGGGACCCGCUGUUUUACGGAGGUGAGAGCCGGAAAGGAACCGGCUCACCGUUCGGCUUGUUCAGAGGCGGCGACGGCCUCCACCGCCGCUCCAUCGGAGAGAGAGACACGAGAGACAGGGAUAGGUCUCUGAUGGAAGGAGGAGGCGGGGGAGGGUUCUCUUUAUCCAAAUCUCUUUACCCCGACCGGGUAAACCAAAACCCCUUUAUACCCACCUUUGGGGACGACCAGUGUCUGAUGCACGGAGCCAAACAAUAUUACAUGAAAAAGCAACAGCAGCAGCAGCAACAACAAGUUGCCAAAAACAGCCGAAGUGACUUCAGGGCCCAGAUGAGCACGACGUCAUAUCUGCCAGCGUCUGCCACGGCCGGGGUGGUGUCCAACGUGGCCCCCCGGUUCCCAAAAGAGCUCAGCCUCGGUGGGAUGAACCACCACGGCUCCAUGCUGGGGGUCGGCCCCCCACGUCAAUUCAACGGAAGCAAUGGCCAUGUGUACGAGAAACUCUCCAGCAUUGAGUCUGACGUGUGAGCGUAAAUGGAGGGGGAGGAGCAGGUAAUGGCAAGAGAGAAAGAAGGGGGAGAGGGUGUCAGGAGAUCAGGGAUGAUUUCAAAGACGCUGUUCGCACACGGCAAACCUGAGACAGAGGAGGAAACGACCGUGAGAUCGAAAAAUUACAUGUUCGAUUUUUGCAAGAAAAUCUGGGUAAAACAAUCAGGACACCCUGAGGAGGUGUGGAAUGUAAACCCCUCUCUCAGAAAUGGCCAAAGCUUCUUUACUUGACGAGUAACAUUCCCCCUCAAAACACUCGAGUCCAUCAAAUCCUCCACCAGUGCGGCAGAAGUCACUGUACUCGGUUCUUAUCGCAAAGAGAUGACACCUCAUCUCGGUUUGAUACUGGACAUGUGUGGCCUGGUGCGGUGUGAUGGCCGUCUGAGAGCUCCCGCCGAGCGCUGGUGAGGAAGGACUGCGAGAGCGGAGAGAGAGAGAGGCGAGCUGCCCAUCUGCCCCUGUGUCACCACAGAAAGGAGACGUUGUCACUCUCUCUCUCUCUCUCUCUCUCUCUCUCUGUGGAAGGCCCGUCCAUCUCUCUCUUCGUCCUCCGCUCUCUCCUCUUCUCUCGCGGCCGCCGCUCCUCCUCCUCAUCCCUGACGCCAAAAGAGCCGAUCUUGUUUGCUAUGAGAAAUACAAUCAUAAAUGGUAAUAACAUAUUCUUAUAGAAAAAAAAAACAGGGUAUCAGAACAACAAUAAUAUUGAUAACGUUGUGAAUAACAAAGAUGUUAGUAUUGAUGAAGAUAACACAGCUUAUGAUAUCACUAAGUUUUUUUCCUUGUUUCAUGUUCUGUUGGUAGAAUAUUUCACUACUGUUUUAGUAUCUGUAGUUGUGUUCUGUGACAGCGGGAAGGUCGUUCUCUUCUUCAACCAACAAGCCAGAAAGACUGAGUCCUUAACUCCUGAUUUUAUUUAUUUAUUUUCUUUCUGUAGAAUAUUUUGCUUCAUGCUCAUUCAUUUAUUUGCUCCUCGUGGGAAAAAAGACGGGAUCUGGAGGACACGUUUGGAGCUGACAGAUCCUGACUUGAUGUUUCAAGACGUUACAAAUCAAGUGCACACACACACACACACACACAAACUUUAACACACACAUUUUGUUUUGUGAGUCUGAACUUGUGUUACUGUGAACAACACGUUUCGUCACAAGCUGAAGAUACAGAGAGGAAGGACGUGCCUUAAUGGUCUCCAGUGGAUGUGUCCUCCAGUUCACACGCGGCGGCACCGGGACGGACCAGCGUGCUUUUAGGCUGCUGCUGCUGCGGCGGCGGCGGCGUUCUCUUCACGUUUAUGAGCCAAAACUGCAGUAAACAUUUACAGCAGGCUUGAGACGCUGCCGUCGAGAUGUUUUAUAACUUCGUAAAAUAAUUUCAUAUGUCAAAGUAUGGGCAGUGCUUUAUGAAGCGGUUGUAUUCAGGAUGUCCCACUGUCACGGAUAGACCGACGGGUCUCACUUCACAACACGGCAGCCUUUAGACCACUUCUUUUAUUCAGGUUACAUAACAACAGUCACCAGGCACUUACUUUUUUUGGCCUCUCACUAGUAUCUUCGCAGAAGGCAUCACUCUUCACUCAUGUGAGCGGUCUGAGAGGCGCACACGGAAAGCUUUGCUCAGACUAUAUAUGCACUGUUCUUUAUGUCGGCGAAAUGCUACGAAACGUGUGGGAGAGGUGUUGUUGCCCCGUGACAAUGAUGCUGGGAAAAGCUUGAGCCGAGGAGGAUGUCUAUUUGGGAGAGAGAGGCCUCUCGAACGCCGUCCGUGGCGUCGGGAAAGGCGGCCAUGUUGUGAAAACCUUUUUCAGGCACUUUGACUAAUAGUCUUUUAAGCUGGAGAGGCCUCAUUUAUUGCACAGGACCUUUUCCUCGGUGUAGGUUCAGGCACUUGGUAGACAUGCCUUAUCAUCCCAUCUCCCCCGCUCCCCCCCCCCGAGCUGUCUGCUGAUGACUCAUCAUAUUACUGUACAGAAUAAGGACGCCUCGAUUAGUUAUUUAAAGGUUUGAUCUUCGAUUAGCGGGCGGUGUCAGGAGUUCAAGGGCUGCAGGAGAUUGCGCUGGAGUGCUGGCCUGAGAUUGGAGAAGUGUGUAGAAUGUGAUCUCUGUCGUAUACCCUGAUGUAAAUGCACCAGUGUAAUAGUGUGUGUGUGCGUGUGUGUGUGUGUGUGUGUGUGGAGGGGUAGCAAAUUUUUUUUUCUACCACUAACCUGCUGAUAACUCCUCAUAAAUUCAACAGCCUCCGUUAACAAUGUGAAAGUGAGACUGAUAAAGUUAGCCUUAAAUCAAACAGAUUCACCCCCUGCUCCCCCGACCCAUUAAUGACUCUCCCGCUAAAUACGUCGGGAUCUCUGGAAUUUUUAUACGCACAUAUUUUUGAGCGUUCAGGUCAACCAUUAUCAGCGAGGGAGGGCGUGAGACGACGAGAGGGCAGGCGGAGAAACCACGAGGAAAUAAGACGGAGCCGAGGCGCGACUCGGGAGUUGAGCAUCAAUCAGUGUCAGCGUUAGUUUGUUGAAUCUUUUCCUUGUAAAUAAACUAUUUAAAAACUCUUUUCACUUUGUACAGUAAACAGACAGACAGGAUGUAACUUUAAAUAUGUUUUACAGCAAUUUAAGAAAUAAAGAAAACGCAAAUAAAAAUUCACAAAAAACAGAAAAAAACACACAAACAAAAAUAUGCAAAAUAUAGUUAACACAAAUAUGACUAAUCAUAAGUGAUAUAAUUGAACCUCAUUUUCUUUCAAUCUCAUGUUUACUUAAUUAUGAUAGUUUACCGAUCAGUAUACUGAUUAUGUUAAGAAUUAUGCUUUUUUCUUAUUUUCACUCAAGUGUUGGAAAUUGAGGAUAAUUUAUUGUAGGUGUAGACGUUUGGUGAUAAAAGGGGAAAGUUUAGUUUUAGGAGUCUUUGCUAAGUUUCCCUUGAAUUGUGUUAGACUCUUUUUAAGGUAAGCUCUUCUUCAUGCUUUUUGAGAUAAAUUCAAUUAUCUACACAUUUAUGUAAUACAAUAUUACAUGUAUACAUAGAUGAUAUUUGCAUAUAGAGGCAGUAUAUUGUGAUCCUUCAUUUUUAAGCUGCAGUCCUUAUUAAGAACCUACGAGACGUUUGUGUUUUUGUUGCCCGUUUUUUUGACCUGGGCUCUAAUGAUGAUUGCACACAGAAUUUAGAGCCAUCGUCGGCCCGGCCUAUCCCGUUCCCUUUCUAUGUUUGGGAUAGACAUCACUGUGGUAAAGGAAAUUACACACAUGCACACACACACGUUUAAACACAUGCACACACACACACACACACACAUGCACACUGGAGAUUUCCCAGUGUUGAUUUUGUUAAUAUUGCUGAGAAUUUCAGCAGAAGGACGAGUGUGGUUUCCUCUAAUUGAGAAUCCAUUUGAAGCUGAAAUGCAUUUGUGCAACCCCUUAUUAAAAAGGUGAAACAUCCGUUCUGUCAUGUUUCAUUUGAUGUGGAGUUUGACUUCAGCGGAAUCGGCUGCUCUCGACACCGUUUGGCUCCGUGUUCCUGAACCGUGUUGUUCGACAGCUCAAAUCACAAAUGCUUCUGGAUUCUGAUUUAAUUUUUGAGCGACUACUCUUUCCACUGCUUGUUUCUCUGAUUGAGAUGGAAAAGUAUAUAGUUUGUAAUAUGUUGUGUACAUAUGGAAUUGUGGCCCCAUGCACUUAAAACAUUAACUCCUUGGUUCUUCUUCUGUAUUUUUACUGUUUUCAAUAAUUCUCCACAAUCUCCUCCCCGGCCCCCGAGAAAAAGAAAUGUACCUUUCCUCUGUUUUUCUUCCCAACUGCAUUCACGUCCAGAGGGUUGAUUGAAAAGUGAAAAAUGUAUCUCUGUGCACAUACGCUAUAUUAGGUUUGCAGGGUUUUUGUUUUUUUUCAUACAAGCCACCACGUUUAUUCAACUCAUUUGCAAUAAACAGCAUGACCAAACAGAAAAAUGUGCUUACUCUACACUGUAUGUGCCAAUACAUCACGUCCCCUUGUUUCUUUUCUGGAAGGAUAGCUAGGGCCAGUUUGCAGCUGCUCACUGGGAAGCGGAGCUGCACCUGACACUGUGGUAAACAUGCUAUCAUCAGGCCUUUCCCGCCUCCAGCUGCUCUGCUCUGCAGCCAGCGUGCACAGGUCGGCCAGCGAUGCAGAGUAAGCACGGGCUCGUCAGAAGUCUUUAUUUCCCCGAAGGCCGAAUCGGUCCCAGCCUCCUUCCUCUGCACACGAGCAUGCCACAACACAUUUGUUCAAACGAUUCAUGUAGAGCAAAACACUGUGUCACAUCUUUUUUUUUUACAACACAAGAAGUGGUUGUGGCAAGUUAGUGGGCUGGAACAUCCUGAAGGUGGAGGAUGUAAAUAUCACCUCAGCUGACGUGUGUUUUUCUGUCAGGAGAACUGACACAUGGGACCAAAUAACAGCGUGACACGGUCAGCUGCAGGGUCGACGUUAACUGACUUGUGAAAGUGGGUUUUUGUUUGUGCUUUGGUAUUUGAACGGUUAUUUGACGUGUUUGUUCACGGUGACUGAGUCGAGCUGCUAAUUUCUAUCAAUGAGUCACUGGUGUGAUUUCAUCUCAUGCAGACAGGAGGAAUUAUACUGUGAAUCUGAUUGUUUUAUUGUGAAGGGCAAUGAAAUUUUAGCGGCGUACAACUUUCCAGCUCACUAUGAUUCAUUACGGAACUUGUUUACUAAUAUUUUAAAGGUUUUUCUGUGUGUUUGUGUAUGGACAUGUACCGAUAUCGCUUUAUAUUGAUGCAUUCAAACUUUUUAUUAAAUUGUGUACAGUU